CGCAGGGACACGUGACAGCGUCAGCUCGGGCGGCGGCGGAGCGGCAGCGUCGGCAGCGAUGUCCGGGCGCGGGAAGCAGGGCGGGAAGGCGCGCGCCAAGGCCAAGUCGCGCUCGUCGCGGGCCGGGCUGCAGUUCCCCGUGGGCCGCGUGCACCGGCUGCUGCGCAAGGGCAACUACGCGGAGCGCGUGGGCGCCGGCGCCCCGGUGUACCUGGCGGCCGUGCUGGAGUACCUGACGGCCGAGAUCCUGGAGCUGGCGGGCAACGCGGCCCGCGACAACAAGAAGACGCGCAUCAUCCCCCGCCACCUGCAGCUCGCCAUCCGCAACGACGAGGAGCUCAACAAGCUGCUGGGCAAGGUGACCAUCGCGCAGGGCGGCGUGCUGCCCAACAUCCAGGCCGUGCUGCUGCCCAAGAAGACCGACAGCCACAAGGCGAAAAGCAAGUGAAAAAAAAUCCGAGGGGCGUCCCCGCCUCAAAAAGUAACCCAAAGGCUCUUUUCAGAGCCACCCACUUCCUCAUAAAAGGAGCUGUACAUCCUAGAAAAAAAUUAAAACCCCCUACCGUUUCUUAAAAA
This is a messenger RNA of Poecile atricapillus (Black-capped chickadee), 576 nucleotides long. Its product is annotated as histone H2A. Gene Ontology annotation, cellular component: nucleosome. The transcript has a single exon. Gene Ontology annotation, molecular function: protein heterodimerization activity; structural constituent of chromatin; DNA binding. Bases 59 to 448 code for a protein of 129 amino acids. NCBI's taxonomy places the organism in Eukaryota, Metazoa, Chordata, Aves, Passeriformes, Paridae. The record is from RefSeq and is a predicted model, not a curated record.